AUGCCUGUCCUCCCCAUCCUCGUCCUUGGCCUUCCCUUCCAUCUCUUAAUCUUUUCCAUCUUCAAUAAGCUGAUGUCCGAUUGGAUAUGGUGGUGCACUGGCUGCUACACAGUCCUGUUCCUGGCUCCGGUUGGCUCCACAGUUUUGGGACGAAUCAAGCCCGCUGCGUCCUUGCAGCCCAAUACCCGUCGAGAGUUGCUCAUCUGGCACAAAUCCUCCUCAUACCCUACACCUUCCUCACCGGUCUUUGUCGAUUACUCGCCUCUUUACAACGAUCUCAGCAGCAGCACCAGCAAUUUGAUCGCUGGAACUGGCUAUGACCAGCUGUGGAGCAGUGCCAAGGAAGCCCUGAGGGCCGUUGGAAACAGGGUCGAGUAUGGCAUCUAUCUCCUCAGCACCGCAAAUCGCACGUCCAAGCGCUGGCGCAUGCUUCUUGUCCUCAUCCUUUGGCUCAGCUAUGUGAUACCCGUGACGAUCGGGAACGAGUCCCGGACCUUUGACCCAGAACGAUCUGUACCCUCAUUUGAUAUCGAACACCCAGAGCAUCUGUGUUCUGCAAGGGAGAUGGCAGGCUUCCAGGCGCGCCAUGAGUCUUUUGAGGGAUAUUGGCAAGAGUAUCUAGAGUUCCAUCGCCGCAUGGUCACACCGGAGGAGGACGGUGGCAUCCCUCAAGAUCAGAAGCGGUUCCUGAUCUUCCAACCAAGUGACGAUGGACUUGGCAAUCGUCUACAGGCUCUGCUGAGCUCCGUGGUGAUGGCCAUGGUGACCCGACGGGCGAUCGUCUUGGACUGGCUAGCGAUGCCUCAAUGCAACGUAGGUUCUAUUGCCAUCAAAUUGUACUCUUGA
Messenger RNA from Gamsiella multidivaricata, 846 nucleotides. RefSeq lists its product as uncharacterized. The coding region runs from base 1 to 846 and encodes 281 amino acids. The transcript has a single exon. Lineage: Eukaryota; Fungi; Mortierellomycota; Mortierellomycetes; Mortierellales; Mortierellaceae. The record is from RefSeq and is a predicted model, not a curated record.